This is a messenger RNA of Racocetra persica, 804 nucleotides long. NCBI's taxonomy places the organism in Eukaryota, Fungi, Glomeromycota, Glomeromycetes, Diversisporales, Gigasporaceae. The record is from the annotation of a GenBank genome assembly.
AUGAAUGAACUUCAUUACAGUGAUAAAAGUGCUUGCAGCCUUCAAAAUAACAGUAUUAUUUACCAAAUUGGUGCCUGUGAACAUAAUAAACUUAAAGAUGACUAUAUUGAAUUAGACGAUUUUUUAUUUGAAAAGCAAAUUUAUGAACAUGCUAAUAUUCAACAAUUUCUUCUAAUUGAUGUUAUAAAACGUUAUCGAUUUAUAAAAGAUUUGCAACUUACAUUUCCAAUCGGUGUAUACAGAGAAUUUUGUAUUAAAUACCAUCAAUGGACUUGUUUAAUUUCUGCAAAUGAUAAGCAUAAAGUUCCUAUCGGAGAAGAUAUUGCAGUUUCUACAGGUGUACGAAAUCGACAUUCAAUAGUUGGACAAGAAAGUAUUUUGGCAGCUGCUGAUCACAAUUUUUCAAAAUUAUCUUUAACUCCCUCUCAUGAUUCAAUGAGCCUUGAAUCUGAAACUUUAUUUGGGAUGGCUAACACCUUAAAUGAUAUAUGUAAAAAAGCUCAAGAAUCUGUUAAAUUAAAAUCUAAGUUAAAAGAAAGUAUUAGAGGUGUUCAAGAAAUAUUAAAUAACAGAACUGAACGGCUCAAAUUGAAAGAUAGCAAGUUUAGAUAUGUUUAUGGAACUAUAACGACUGAAGAACAUAGACCAAUAUACAUGCAAUCGCAGGCAAAAUCUGAAUCAAUUUCAAAAUCUAUUCGAAUUGCAGAAAAAAUUCGUGAUUAUAUUGAUUGUAAAGAUUGCCAGAAGUGUUGCUAUGUGUAUAGUAACAAGUCUUUAACCGAUGAUAAGUUAUAUGACUUUUAA